This is a messenger RNA of Knipowitschia caucasica, 1587 nucleotides long. The record is from the annotation of a GenBank genome assembly. NCBI's taxonomy places the organism in Eukaryota, Metazoa, Chordata, Actinopteri, Gobiiformes, Gobiidae.
AUGGAGGGUAAAGUGAUCGGUCCCGGUCCGUACAGAGCAACGAAGCUGUGGAAUGAGACCAUUAAGCUCUUCCGCAGUGGCAUGCCGCUGAGAAGGCACUGGGCGAACUUUCGCUGUUAUGAUUGCAGUUUCACGGGAUCUGAGGCUGUCGAUUAUUUGCACGAUCUUUUACGAUGUAAUUACAACUUUGGUCCAGAGGUGACUCGGUACCAGACGCUGCAGUUACUGAAGAAGUUCUUAAAGGCUCAUGUUAUUGAAGAUAUUAAGGGACGGCAUGGCACAGAGGACUUUGAGGACAGCGGACACCUAUACAGGUUCCCAACCAUGUCUCCCCUGAAAUCUAUUCCUACAAGAACAUUGUUGCGAGACAGCACUGACCUGCCCAGACUCAUUCGUUGGGAUGAUUAUGAGGAAUUGCCUCCACAGGAAAACACUGCCCUGUCAAAGCCUGCUGUCUUGACUUCUGAUUUAUGGAAUAAGAGACACAGCGUUGCAAUAGGAGAUGUACAUGAGUGCAAGCUCAUACGGAGAAAAGAGAUCACUUCAAAGCAGGUGGACCACAUUUGGAAAACCAUGACCAUUUCACAUUUGCAGAGGGUACUGGGAUUAAAGUCGCUUGAAGGUGUACUAAACUUGGUGCAUGUCAAUGGGAAACAUAUAGAGCACAAUGUGACCAAAGUUAAUAAGACUGGGAUAGUCGUGUUGGAAAACAAAGCAGAAGAUAUGCCUUAUUGGGUUGUGUCAGCGAUGAAAUGUCUUGCAAAUUGGCCCAACGGCAAUGACUCUAAACAGCCUGUGUACCCGGGUUUUGAGAAGGAUGUGCUGAAAACUGUAGCAGAGCAUUUUCAAAGGCUUAAAGAGCCUUUACUGACAUUUCAUCUCUAUGAAGUCUUUGUCAACAUUUUGAAUCAGGAGGUGGCGACGGAGGCUCUUCAGAUCAGCUGUCUCUUACUGCCUCCUCCGAACCGCAGAAGACUGCAGCUCUUACUGCGGCUGAUGGCUCGUGCUUCCCAGAAUCCACAGCUGCCUCCACUUAAUGACACUAUUCCCACUCGCACUCUGAUGGUGCAGAUGUUCUCACAGUGUGUCCUGGGAUCGGUGGAUGAGAUGGACUUGGAUGAACUGCUGUCCACUAAACUGGUGACUUUCAUGAUGGAGCACUACAGCACUAUAUUUCAAGUACCGCCCAGACUGCGCUCCCAGGUUGAAGAGCACCUGUCCCACCUACGCAGAGUGCAGAUAAAGUACGCUGGCACUGACUCAGACUUCAGUGCUUCUCCAGCUUUUUGUAAACAGAUCAAAAGAGUGGAGGCCGAAGAACCAAAAGUGAUUGGUACACAAACCCCACUACAACAGCUGCUAGAGGGGCUCAUCGCAGACAAGGAGCUGCCCCUGAGAGACAAGAGGAAGAGGCUCCGACAGUUCCAGAAGUCUUAUCCAGAGAUCUACCAAAAUCGAUUUCCCACACAGGAGAGCAAAGCUGCUGUUUUACCUGAGAAAGCUCCUCGCCUCAAACCACAUCUCAUGCUCUUCAACCUCAAGAAAUCCUUCCAGCCUUUUCAGAGGAGCUGGAGUUUCAGAGCAUAG